Pelagomonas calceolata is the source of this 1832-nucleotide messenger RNA. Lineage: Eukaryota; Pelagophyceae; Pelagomonadales; Pelagomonadaceae. The record is from the annotation of a GenBank genome assembly.
CCCGAGAGUUGCAAAGAUUGCUGGAGGUUGAUCUUGCUUUGCGUGUGCGUGGCUCACGCUGAGGCUGCAAGAUUGCAAUAAAACGCAGCUCGACAUCAUAGCACGUCAAUCGACGCCGUCGUUGCAAAGCGAUUGCACCGCAGUCGCUCAGAUAGCAGUAAAAAGACCUCAAGCAAUCAACUACGAUGCUGCGCGUCGCAAUAGCGCUGGCGCUAAGCCGCUGCGCGAGCGCCUUCGUGACGCCAAUCUCGCACGUCCCGGCCGCGCCGCGCACUUCAUUAAGAGCGGUCCCCGAGACGCUGUCAGCGCUCCAGGACCUCCCCACGACGCUCACAGCAUUUGCGGAUCAAGGCGGCAACUUAGCGGGCAAGUUCUUCAUGGGCUCCCUGCCGCCCUACGUCCUCUUCCUCUACUUUUUGAACUAUGAGAAGAACAACGCGCCACCUCUAGUAAGGUUCGGCUUCGCCUACCUUUUAUUAUUCGUUUUAGCGACCAUACCAACAGGAAUCAUCUCGAAGACGACCUGGGGCGUCUCAUUAGCGGACGCGGACUGGCUCCACGGCGGCGCCGAAGCUUUAUUAACGGUGACGAAUAUCAUGCUUCUACUCGGCUUCCGCAACGCGCUGAAGAACGACGUGGACGGUUCGGACGCCGAGUGGGCUCGCUUGGCCUCGGCGGCUUGUGCUAUCGCAGCCACCAUCCUCAUCGCGACGGGCGUACCUUUAUUUCAUUUCGAGGCGCACGAACCGUUCCUAGGCGGCCUCGGAGCGCUAGGCAUCGGUCAAGAUGUAGAACCGGUCAACGCUUUGAGUAUACCGACCUGGAUCGUCCACUUCUCGAGCGUGUGCGAAUUCAUCUUAGCGAUGAAGUUAGCUACCGUGUACGCGAAACAAAGCGGCGACGAGAAGUGGAACGGCGUGGCCUGGGGCAUGCUGCCUUCGCAUGCGUCUGGGGUCUGUGCGUGUACGUAUCAUUUGUUCUACAACCAGGCGGCCUUGUCGUGGUUGGUCACGGCGCAAGCCGGAUUAACCUUCCUAGGCAACACGACGUUAUUCAUCGCUGCCUUGAGACUAGCUCUAGCGAACGGCUGGACCUUGUCUGAUGCCAUCCCGAAAUCUUUGGAUGAUGUGAACCCGACGACCGGUGAUUACAAAUUAGAUGUACAAAGAGUGGAGCCCGUUGCUGACCUGACUCCCGACUUAGUACUAACAGGAGAAAUAGUAGCCGUGGCCGUCGGGGCGGCUUAUUUGACAAAAUACGGUUCUCUCGUAGCGCUACCUAUCUUAACUCAGCCUAAUAGCAUCUUGGCGGCUCUCAUACUCUUAGCCGUACCAGCUACCGUAGCCUACACGAUCCUACCGAGACCGGCCUUCGCGUCCGGCGUGGGCGAGUUCGAGGGCUUCUCCUUACCUUCAUUUGGAGGCGACGGGGAGAACGCUAUUACCUAUGAUGAUGUGAAGAAGUUCGGUGUCUCGGGGACCAUCGCCUACGUCCUCACGGAGCUCGCCUUCUGGGCCGUGGCCUUCCCGGUAGCUGCUGCUUUGUUUACGCAGGCGAACGGCCACGCGCCGGACCUGUUCAACUCGGGAGAAGAUAGAGCUGCCGUGAUUGCUUCUAUAUUUGUUGGGGCGAACGUGGCGCGGUUGGCCGUACCUUUACGGUUUGGGGUCGCUUUAGCUGCGGCGCCGUGGGUCGACGAGAACAUCGUGCAGCGCUUCGGCGGGGAUUCGGUUGAUGUCGAGGCGGUGGUCGAGGAGGAGCCCGUCGCCGUCGAGAAGGAGACGGGGUUCUCCAUGCCGGAGUUGCCGACGUUUAAGAACCCGUUCGAGUAG